Diceros bicornis minor is the source of this 4788-nucleotide messenger RNA. It is a transcript of the gene SLC35H1, whose product is annotated as solute carrier family 35 member C2. Gene Ontology annotation, cellular component: cis-Golgi network; Golgi apparatus; endoplasmic reticulum-Golgi intermediate compartment. The record is from RefSeq and is a predicted model, not a curated record. The coding region runs from base 3319 to 4335 and encodes 338 amino acids. Gene Ontology annotation, molecular function: antiporter activity. Gene Ontology annotation, biological process: UDP-glucose transmembrane transport. The transcript is spliced from 8 exons. NCBI's taxonomy places the organism in Eukaryota, Metazoa, Chordata, Mammalia, Perissodactyla, Rhinocerotidae.
GGGGUGCGAGUGGGGGGCGGGCAGUAGACACGUGGGCAGACGGGGAGACGUCAGGGGGUAGGAGGGGCCACCAGGAUGAGGAGGGGGCCCGCGAGGAAAGUUAAGCCACCCAGCGGUGUGUGGAAGUGUGUUCUGGGCAGAGGGAACAGCAAGUGCGCAGAAGGACACAGGCUUGAUGUGUUUGACAAACAGCCGGAGGCCAGCGUGGCAAGUGCUGGGGCCGUGGGGGGAGGAGGUGGUCGGCAGAGGCCUUCCUCGUGGGCCUGCUGAGGAGUUGGGAUUAGCCCUGUGAGCGCGUGGUCUGUUUUCUGUGCUUAGGCCGUCUCCCAGCUGCUUUGUGGACUUGAGGUUGGCUGGCGGGGAGGAGGCAGGGACACCAGUCAGAUCAGAUGUCCAGUGGGUGAAAGAUAACUGUGGCUUAGACUGUGAUGGUGGAGUAGAAGUGAAGUAAGUGGGUCAAGAAGUAUGUUGGAGGUGGAACUGACAGGACAGGAUUUGAGGAAGGAGAGAAAGAGUGGUCAGGGUGACUUCAUCGUUCGUCUGGGGGUUUGGGCUUAAGUGUUAUGCUGGCAUUUACUAAUGACUUUGGACUAGAUUGGGGGUGUGAAUCGAGAAAUCUGCUUGGGGCACUUAAAGUUUAGAUCUCGUGAGUGGAGCCAUCAGAUAGGCGGUUCGAUGUGCUAAUCUGGAGCUCACAGAAAGGUUAGGGCUAAUGGAAAGAACUUAGAAAUCAUGGGCAUGGCGAUUGGAUGGGAUGAGGUUACUCAAAGUGAGAAUUAAGAUAGAGCUUGUGCGCUCCACUAUGGACUCUUGUAGGGAGAAGCAGAGAGAACCAUUUAGGAGACUAAUGCAUCGUGUGGGGGAAAGAGGAUGGUGGCUCAGGUGAUGGUGGUGGAGGUCAGGAGAUGUGAUCCUGUUGGAGAUGUUUUGUGAGGGUAGAGCUGACAGUAUUUUGAUUGAUUGUGCGCCAAGGGAAAAAGCAGAAUCAAAGAUAAGAGCAAGAUUCUUGGCCUAAGCAACUAGGUGAAUGGUGGUCCCACUGGCCGAGGUGGGAAGAGGAGCAGGUUUGGACGAGGACAAGAAGGCAGUUGGAUAUUCUUCUGGGGUUCAUGGGGAGGUCAGAGAGAGAGAGACACAUUGGGGAGAUGUCAGCUUAAUGGAGGCAUUUCCAGGAUGGGACUGCAUUAGGUCACAUAGCAUAGUGGUUCUCAAUCCAUUGGAUACGACACCCUCUUUUUAAUGACAAAUAUUUCAUUAACAACCCCCCUUAUUAUCCUAAAAUGAAAUUUAUGGUUCAUAAAAACUGCCUACGUAUAACUUUUAAAAAAUUGAUGAUGCCCUAACCACAAUAUAAAAGAGAAAUAAAAGGAAAGUAAUUGACAACAAAAUAAAAUGUGUUUCAAUAUGUAAGUUCCUGUGCACAAGGACACUGGAAGUCACAAUGAAGCAGUCGAUGCUUUCGCCACUUUCCCCAUAGAACCUCUGGGAAAGUGAUAGCCACGGUGCAGACUACUACAGCUCGAAAACCAUGAGUGCCAUUGCUGUAGAUAAUGUGGUUUUUCCGGGAACUCGUGGUACCCUUUUAUCAAGAACAGUUCAUUCUCCCCUCAGGGUAAAUGGUAAAUGUACUCUUGGAAACUUUAGUGCAUAGUAGAACCAUGGAAAAACUGUUCUGUUACAUGUAAAAACAGUUGGGUUCUAGGUUCAGGUAAUUAUAAGCAGAUCUUUGGCCUCCAUGAAUGUCCAGGUCAUGUAGGGUGCCAAACAAUUCUGUUAUGUGGACUAUCUCCCUUAUAGUCCCCACUCACUUAAGUUAGGAGCGUCCCCCCAAACACCACCACAGGUUUCCAAAGUUCCCUUGAAGAGAACUACAGCCCUGUGAUGUCCUUUGGGCAGAGGCUUGUGCCAGCUCCCAGUUUGUGUUGGGGGAGGGGAAAUGAUAACCCAGGUUCCAGAGUACAGAACUGAAUGUGAUUACUCCCUUCAGAAAGGACUGGGGGUGGGGGGAAGGAAGAUGUCUGAUCACAUGGUUCUAGGAAGGCUUCAAGAAAGAGGUGGCAUUGCAGCAAGGUGGGAAUGUUUCAGAGGAAGAGGUGAGGGAGGAAGAACACACAAAUGAAGCAGUAGGUGGGAUAACGCUGGACCCGGGUCAACCUGGUCUUCCUGGAGCCUGGCAUGCUCUGGGCACUCAUUAGGGUUGGCUAGAUUGGUAGGGAGGCAACGAGUUGUUUAGUUUGGCAAGACCCUAAGGAGGCACCGCCUCUAUGGGAGUGGUUGCUAGAGGCUAGGGCAAGGUCGGUAUUGGUUUCUUGGUCCAUUUUUAACAUCUUAAAGACUAGAUCAGUCCCCUGAAAAUCACAUGCCUCCUCUCUUGCACUGAGUUAUGAAACCAUAUGGAGAACCUUAAUGCGCCAGGUGAGUGUAAGGCUAAUGUGGACAUGGUGAUCCUUGUCUUCAUGGAGCACACAGCCUCCCAGGCGUCACAGAGACCACUCCAAUCAUCGCGCCCUGCGCAAGUGCGAUGAGUGAAAAGUAGGGGAGCCGUGAGAGCAGCCUGAAACUCAGGGGGACGCGUGGGGGGUCCCUGAGGAAGCGACAGCUGAGCUGAAGAUGAGUGGGAGCAGCUGAGAAAGGAACGAAGGGCAGGCAGUGUUGAGUUCCUUCAGGCAGCAGGAGAGAGCCCAGGGUGUCUGGGGAACUGGAAGGCGGUGGUGAGCCUCGGGCACGGAGAGCCUGGAGCUGAGGCCGGGAGGCCUGCAGGGACUGGAUCAGGCCUUAGCCGCAGGAAGGGUUUAUGGUCAUCAUCAUAAAAGCACUAGAAGCCACCAAAAGCUAGCAUCUUAUCUGACAUGAUCAGAUUUACAUUUUUAAAAGGUCACUUUGGUGGCAAUUCAUGGAGAACAGCUUGAGGUGAUAAGAGAGUGGACGUGGGUGUGGGCUCCUUCCUGCUGUCCUGUCUCCUCUGACCUGCCCCCUGCUGGGUGGGGAUGGGGUGGGCGAAGCCAGAUGGCCCUCACUCUGCACAAGCCACCAGAGCUGCCUUCUCAUCCUUCCAGCCUUAGACCCGGGGACCUGCAAGCCCUGCAUCCAGUUACUAGUCAUGGAGAGGGUCGGCUCAGGCCACCAGCCCCUUAGGUGAGGACUCUGCCUGGGGCUCUGUUGACGAUUCCGAAUCAUGGAGACGAAGAGAACUCCUCUGGCCAGGAGCCAUUCUUGUUGAAAGUCGUGAGCCAGCUUGACUGGCUCUUCCUGCGGGCUAUCUUCAAGAGAGGUGCCAGCCCCCACUGACCCAGAGCUAGCAAGUUGCAGCCUCCACGGAUGGGGAGGUGGGCCCUGGAAGUGGCCUUUGUGUGGAAGGCGGUGUUGACUCUGGGGCUGGUGCUUCUCUACUACUGCUUCUCCAUCGGCAUCACCUUCUACAACAAAUGGCUGACGAAGAGCUUCCACUUCCCCCUGUUCAUGACGAUGCUGCACCUGGCCGUGAUCUUCCUGUUCUCUGCCCUGUCCAGGGCCCUGGUUCAGUGCUCCAGCCACAGGGCCCGCGUGGUGCUGAGCUGGACCGACUACCUCAGAAGAGUAGCUCCGACAGCACUGGCAACGGCGCUUGACGUGGGCUUGUCCAACUGGAGCUUCCUCUACAUCACCGUCUCACUGUACACAAUGACCAAAUCCUCAGCUGUCCUCUUCAUCUUGAUCUUCUCUCUGAUCUUCAAGCUGGAGAAACUGCGUGCAGCACUGGUCCUGGUGGUCCUCCUCAUCGCCGGCGGCCUCUUCAUGUUCACCUACAAGUCCACGCAGUUCAAUGUGGAGGGCUUUGCCUUGGUGCUGGGGGCCUCGUUCAUCGGUGGCAUUCGCUGGACCCUCACCCAGAUUCUCCUGCAGAAGGCGGAACUAGGUCUCCAUUUGUCCACAUCUGAGAAAAUCUUCCGUUUCCAGGACACAGGGCUGCUCCUGCGGGUACUUGGGAGCCUCUUCCUUGGCGGGAUUCUCGCCUUUGGUUUGGGCUUCUCUGAGUUCCUCUUGGUCUCCAGAACUUCCAGCCUCACUCUCUCCAUUGCUGGCAUUUUUAAGGAAGUCUGCACUUUGCUGUUGGCGGCUCAUCUGCUGGGUGAUCAGAUCAGCCUCCUGAACUGGCUGGGCUUCGCCCUCUGCGUCUCGGGAAUCUCCCUGCACGUGGCCCUCAAAGCCCUGCACUCCAAAGGUGAUGGCAGCCCUAAACCCUUGAAGGGGCAGGGCUCCAACCCUGACCGGGAGCUGCUGCUCUGGAGCAGCCAGCAGGGGGAAGACGACUAUGAGGAGGAGGAGGACUGCUUAGUGGCCCAGGGGCAGCAGUGACCAGCCAGGGGACCCGCUUGGAAGCAGGCCGCUCCACGGCCCUCACACUUGACGGUGGUUUGGGGACCCGUGUGGCUCCUCACAGCAGCCGGGGAAGCGGUGACUGGAACCUCGCAGGCUGGGCCUUGGAUCGCACACGACCACAUGGUGGGGCUAGGUCAGGGAGCUGGUCAGACAGCGUGCUGGGCACCAGCCACCCUGGGGCCUGGCGGGACCGGGUCCAAGCCGUGCUGCAGUCACAGCAGAAGGGAGGGGCUGUUCUCAGCUGCCCGCCAGGCUCUGAUAGCCGAGAGUAAGAUUUCAGAGGCAUAACAGGUUUCUGAGGGGCCUGGGUUUGGUCUGUGGAGCGGUUGGAAAGGGGAUGGAGAGGCCGGGGCCUCAUCACCUGGAGAGCAGCUUUUCUCAGCAGAUCUAUUUAUAGUUUGGAAAUAAAAGGGUUUACGGUCUACUGGC